AUGAUUCCGGGAUAUCCGGGCUCCCCUCCCAAAGCCCAGGACUCGAUGCGCACACCCUCGUGCACCUACUGCCUCAAGACCAAGAAGAAAUGCACCUUCGUCUGGGCGCAGGCCCAGCUCCGCGGCGGCGCCAACAAGGCAUCCCCCGGCACUGAUGACUCGAGCGAGCCAGCUGGGGCUGCGCAGCAGUUCUACGGCCCUGUGCCGGGGUACGACGGAGCGUUCAUGUCGCGCGGGGAGGCUGACUACGGCCUCAGCAUGGGACCGGGCAUGCUCGCCAUGAAGCAGCAGCUGAACCCGCAGCUGGACAUGUUCCCGUCGCCGCCUCUUGAUAUUAAUGCCAUUCCGUACGCGAGUCCCGCGAGUAACUCAACCGAUGGACAGUGGGUGUCCUCGACUGGCACAUCGUUGGAUGUUGCCCAGCAGGCCUUCUGGGGCUCGCUUCCUAACCUCUCCAGUGACGAAACGCAGUCGUGGGGCUCUCUCUCAGAGGAAGGGUUUCUCCCCUCGACGGACUGGCUGGGCCGAGACCCGUCGUUGCAAAAUACAGACUCGGAACUUACCUUCUACCAGGAUCGCAAUGCCAGGAAGAACUCACGGCGAGACAGCUGGACAAAUUGGCCUGCACCCACCUCGACGCUCUCCAUUCUCACGUCCCAGGAACAGAUGCUGACCAUCUCAAACAACGCCAUGAUAUCCGACAACCUCCUCCGCAUCUAUCACGAUGUGCUAGAGCACAAUCUUUCCUGCUGGCUGGCGGAGGAGACCUGUCCCUACGGCAGCACGUCGCUAACACUCAUGAGAACAUCUACAAACAAAGAGCGAUUGCAAAACGAGCUCGGCUCAACUUGGUCCAACAAGAUAUACGGGCGCGUGAAACUCCUGGACCGCGUCGCUCAGAGAAACAGGCUCCUCCAACUACGGCCCUCGGAAGACCAGGCUGCGUCUAAGGCGCUCGAUCUGGUUAUCAUGGCGUUUGCGAGCCAGUGGGCUCAGGGCAGCUACCGACAAUCGGAGAAAUACAAAGAUAGUCAAGGAGAAAGCCCAAACCAACUGGGAUCGGAUUGUACGCCGCCGCCUGAGGAGUUCGAUCGCCAUAUUCAGAGGACGCUAUGGGCUCAAGCGAAAGCAGCGCUGGAGAAUGUAUCGAGCCUCGAAUGUUUCAGAGUAGUGUGUGCCGAGUUGAUAUUCGGUCUAUGUCAGAGACCUAUGGAUGGUGAUGAAACGAGUAGCUGGGAUAGUGGUGGCUAUGAAGCCUAUAACUCUUCUAACAGCGUCAUGGAAACACUAAUGGGUAGGCUGCGAGAAGCAAUCGAGAACGAAGAACCACCUAUUUUUAUGGAGAGGGGAGCUCGGAAAAUCCACGCCCUCAAGUGCAAGUUCGAUUUAUGGGAGGCCGGCUGGUUGGACAAGAACAGAGGCCGGACAGGGGGGGAUGCGGUUGCAGAGAUCAAAGAGGCAAAGCGAACAGUACAGUUGCUCUACUGGCUAUCCGUCAUGUUCGACACGAUAUCCUCCUCGAUGAACGAACGACCAGUCGUGGUAGCCGACGAGGAAUGCCAGCACGACGCUGCCUGGGACAUGUCAAAACUCGGAGAUGCGAUCGAUUCAUACGGCCAGACGACCGAAACACUGCCGCAAAGAUGGCAGGUUAACCUCUUCAUCCAAGACGACCUCGCAAAACCAAGCAAGAUCCCAUCCUGGCCCUGCUCAUACGAUGAUGCCGCCGCGACAGUCACGAAAUCAGCCCCAGUCAAGGUCCUCCUCUUCAGACAUGUCUCCUAUCUACAGAGUGCUAUCAGACGAGGUCGACGUGGGAAGGCCGUCGAAGACAUUAUCAAUGCGAGUAUGCUGAUCUACAAGUAUUGGAACGUCACGUACGGCCCCUUCCAUCGCAGCCUAAUCCGAGACUACGACGCGGUCCCACCCCGUGUGCAGAGCUGGUUCGUGUGCAUAUUUUCGCACUGGCACCUGGCCGUGCUCUUACUUGCCGAGGCGAUCAGUUUUAUCGACAAGAAACAACUUGGGAUCGAAGAUGUACGGCGUAAGCGACUCAACGCCAACUUCUGCAGGCAAAUGGCCAAAUCCAGCGCUAUAGAAAUUUCAGAUAUUGCCGCGGUAUCUGCGCCAAAGCAUGGAAGCAACAAUGCCAGCCAGUGGACGUUGCCUCCUGGCGCGCAGGAAACCCCAUUCCACUCUGUAACUCACGAGGGAGCUAUCCUGACGGAGCCCUGGACUAUACUCAUCAUCAGGGCAUUCACAAAAGCGGCAGCAAUCCAUCUCGAGCGAGCCGAGGAACUGUGGCACUCGAGGUCCUCGGAUCCAUCUGGAGGGCGGGGCGAGAUGCAAGGGUCGCUGGAUCGUUGCGAGUACUGCACGAGGGCGUUGUGGUUACUGGGGAAGAAGUCCGACAUGGCGAGAAAGGCUGCUGAAAUAUUAUCUCGCGCUCACUCAGAGAUGACGGGUCAAAUCGCCAUGGGGUCAGUGGUGGUGCCGGUUGAAUCAUGGGAAGGAAUAUUGAAUUGGAUUAGCACCUGA
Clonostachys rhizophaga is the source of this 2538-nucleotide messenger RNA. The record is from the annotation of a GenBank genome assembly. Lineage: Eukaryota; Fungi; Ascomycota; Sordariomycetes; Hypocreales; Bionectriaceae.